CCAGCUGGGCCACGAUGAGCUUUAGGCUUGUCGGGAAACGCCGACGGACCAAAGCGUGGCGCCAGGCGGAAGUGCUGCGCCGUCGUCCCAGUGCACGCCGGGAAAUGUAGUCCCUCCGGGCGGCCCAGGGCGGUGGCUGCGAGUCCCGCGGACCGGGUGACCGAUCUGGCGUGGACCCGGGAUGGCUGGGACUGGCGGCUCGGUGGGCCCGAUCGGGGCCGGGGCCCUGGCAGGCGGCGUGCGGUCCAAGGUAGCCCCGAGCGUGGACUUUGACCACAGCUGCUCGGACAGUGUCGAGUACCUGACGCUCAACUUCGGGCCCUUCGAGACAGUGCAUCGCUGGCGGCGCCUCCCGCCCUGCGACGAGUUCGUGGGGGCUCGGCGCAGCAAGCACACCGUCGUGGCCUAUAAAGACGCCAUCUACGUAUUUGGUGGAGACAAUGGGAAGACGAUGCUCAACGACUUGCUGCGGUUUGACGUGAAGGACUGCUCCUGGUGCAGGGCCUUCACCACUGGGACCCCACCCGCCCCCCGCUACCACCACUCAGCCGUGGUCUACGGGAGCAGCAUGUUCGUCUUUGGGGGUUACACUGGGGACAUUUAUUCCAAUUCUAACUUGAAGAAUAAAAAUGACCUCUUCGAAUACAAGUUUGCAACUGGCCAGUGGACGGAGUGGAAAAUUGAAGGACGGUUGCCAGUCGCCAGGUCAGCCCACGGUGCCACGGUGUACAGUGACAAGUUAUGGAUCUUUGCUGGCUAUGAUGGCAAUGCCAGGUUGAAUGACAUGUGGACCAUUGGCCUUCAGGACCGAGAGCUCACAUGCUGGGAGGAGGUGGUGCAGAGUGGCGAGAUCCCCCCUUCCUGCUGCAACUUCCCGGUGGCCGUGUGCAGGGACAAGAUGUUUGUGUUCUCAGGGCAGAGUGGAGCCAAGAUAACCAACAACCUCUUCCAGUUUGAAUUCAAGGACAAGAUGUGGACACGCAUCCCCACUGAGCACCUGCUUCGGGGCUCCCCGCCGCCCCCCCAGCGGCGCUACGGGCACACGAUGGUGGCCUUUGACCGCCACCUCUACGUGUUCGGGGGCGCAGCCGACAACACUCUGCCCAACGAGCUGCACUGCUAUGACGUGGACUUCCAGACCUGGGAGGUGGUCCAGCCCAGUUCGGACAGCGAGGUUGGUGGGGCCGAGGUACCAGAGCGAGCGGCUGCUUCUGAGGAGAUGCCUGCCCUGCCCUCGGAGGACCGGGGCGGCUUCAAGAAGUCCCGCGAUGUGUUUGGCCUGGACUUUGGCACCACCAGUGCCAAGCAGCCUUCCCCACCGGCCUCCGAGCUGCCCAGCGGAAGGCUCUUCCAUGCAGCUGCUGUGAUCUCGGAUGCCAUGUACAUCUUCGGGGGCACCGUGGACAACAACAUCCGCAGCGGGGAGAUGUACCGGUUCCAGUUCUCCUGUUACCCCAAGUGCACGCUCCACGAAGACUAUGGGCGGCUGUGGGAGAGCCGCCAGUUCUGCGACGUGGAGUUUGUGCUGGGUGAGAAGGAGGAGUGUGUUCAGGGCCACGUGGCCAUUGUCACAGCACGAAGCCGCUGGCUCCGCAGGAAGAUCGUCCAGGCGAAGGAGCGGCUGGCCCAGAAGCUGGAGGAGGAGGCAGGUCUGGCUCCCAGGGAGGCCCCUGCUGUGCCUGUGGGUGGGGCUCGGCCACCCCUGCUGCACGUGGCCAUCCGAGAGGCGGAGGCCCGGCCCUUCGAGGUGCUCAUGCAGUUCCUCUACACCGACAAGAUCAAGUACCCAAGGAAAGGCCACGUGGAGGACGUGCUGCUCAUCAUGGACGUGUACAAGCUGGCGCUGAGCUUCCAGCUGUGCCGCCUGGAGCAGCUGUGUCGGCAGUACAUCGAGGCCUCUGUGGACCUGCAGAACGUGCUGGUCGUGUGCGAGAGCGCUGCCAAGCUGCAGCUGGGCCAGCUGAAGGAGCACUGCCUGAACUUCGUGGUGAAGGAGUCCCACUUCAACCAGGUGAUCAUGAUGAAGGAGUUCGAGCACCUCUCAUCCCCACUGAUUGUGGAGAUCGUCCGGCGGAAGCAGCAGCCACCGUCUCGCGCCCCCUCAGACCAGCCCGUGGACAUUGGUACCUCUCUGAUCCAGGACAUGAAGGCGUACCUGGAGGGAGCCGGCGCGGAGUUCUGUGACAUCACACUGCUGCUGGAUGGGCACCCCCGGCCAGCCCACAAGGCUAUCCUGGCUGCCCGCUCCAGCUACUUUGAGGCCAUGUUCCGGUCCUUCAUGCCUGAGGAUGGGCAGGUGAACAUCUCCAUCGGGGAGAUGGUGCCCAGCAGGCAGGCCUUCGAGUCCAUGCUACGCUACAUCUACUACGGUGAGGUCAACAUGCCUCCUGAAGACUCGCUCUACCUGUUCGCGGCCCCCUACUACUACGGCUUUUACAACAACCGGCUACAGGCAUACUGCAAGCAGAACCUGGAGAUGAAUGUGACGGUGCAGAAUGUGCUGCAGAUCCUGGAGGCGGCUGACAAGACGCAGGCGCUGGACAUGAAACGGCACUGCCUGCACAUCAUCGUGCACCAGUUCACUAAGGUCUCCAAGUUGCCUACGCUGCGCUCACUGAGCCAACAGCUACUGCUCGACAUCAUAGACUCCCUGGCCUCCCACAUCUCCGACAAGCAGUGUGCAGAGCUGGGCGCCGACAUAUGAGGGCCCAGGCGGUGCCAGCCCACAGAUGGAGAAUGACCAUGCCUGACCUGCCCCCUGCAAAAACUGUGUUGGCAAUCCUCAGGCCUGUGACAGUGGUCAGACCUGCUGGCCAAAAGACAGGGUGCCCAGAACCUCAGAAGAGAGCUGAGGGGACAUGGGGGGCUCCAAAUGCCCUGUUUCACAAAUGACAGGCCUCGCAGGAAGUGGAUGGUGAAACAGGCCCCCCAGGUGGCAUCCUCUCCUGGGAUGGAGGCGUGGGUGGGAAGCUGGGGCUCAGUGACGAUAGGAAGAGGCAGGAUUCCUGGCCAGGGUCCAGCAGUGGGGAGAGCCCAUCGGGGAGCUGAUUUUGGGGUCCCCAUCUGACAGGGACCCAGCAUGGUUGUGGAAAUGGCUACAGUCAUGUUGCGAAGGUCUCUCUAAUGUGGGGGUCACACAGGCCCCCCUCACCAAGGUUGGUAUAAGGGGUCCCUGGAGCUUAUGCUGGGCACCUGAUGGGCAGAUGGAUCUGAUUCAAGAUGAAUUUUGGUGUGAAAGGCCCUGGGGCCAGUUCCUAGCCCACAGGGCCAACCACUCUGGACUGGGUCUGGAUUCCAGAGGGACUUCAGGAUCCCACAUAUCUGUGUGCCCAUCCUUCUGGGCUGUGCCAAGAAGUCAGUAAAGAUGCCCCCAGUCCCUGUGUAUCCCUAAGUAUUCUGUCACAGACAUGCCUCCAUUGAAGCCACAGCAGUGCUACCUACUACACACACCUUGCUGGUGUCCCCACCGGUGGGCUCUGGCCUUAGCCUUUGGCCCUCCCACAGCUGUGGAUUGGCCAUGUGGCCCAAUUGCUUGGCAUUGGUCAGUCUUGCCUGGUUCUCUGUCAGCAACUUCUCACCCCCACCUGAGGCAACAUGGAGGAAGGGGCUGUGGCAGGAAUCCAGGCUGGCUUCUCCCACCUCAGCCUAAGCCUGGGAUGCCUGCACCCCCCAUAUGCUGCACCACAGGCUCCUGCAUGGGCUGGAAAUGCAUCCUUUCCUGUUCCCCCACAGAAGGCCCUGUGAUUCCACCCCAGUGCGGAAGGCACCGUUCAGCCUCCUUUCUGGGAACAAUCCCAGGGACCCUCUGCCCCAGCUUCCAGGAAGCCAUGUGGGGGGAAACGAUCUUUCUUCCCUGCCUCAGGGCUCACUUCCUCUGGCUGUGCCUCGUGCAAACGCAGCACCUGCCACUCGGCCCUGCUGAAGAGCCUGGAUGUAGGCGGGUGGGGGCCGCUGUGGCAGGUGAGCACCCUUAGGCAAGGGAGCCCAUCCAUAAAGGAGAACGAGCUUGGGGACCUUGGGGGACAACCUGCACAUCCUGCUCUGCAGUGGACAACUUGGGACCCUUGUAACUGGUCACUUGACUGUCUUUUCUAGACAUGCUGUCAAUAAAUGAAGCCACAGAAAAAGCAAAUUUCA
Myotis myotis is the source of this 4137-nucleotide messenger RNA. It is a transcript of the gene LZTR1, whose product is annotated as leucine zipper like transcription regulator 1. Gene Ontology annotation, cellular component: Golgi apparatus. The coding region runs from base 182 to 2704 and encodes 840 amino acids. The transcript is spliced from 21 exons. Lineage: Eukaryota; Metazoa; Chordata; Mammalia; Chiroptera; Vespertilionidae. Gene Ontology annotation, molecular function: protein binding. The record is from RefSeq and is a predicted model, not a curated record.